UAGUAACCAUCUGAAAUCCAAUCAGACAUAAAUAUUCUCGUAAAAUUAUCUGAAAUAAAAUCUGUAUAUUUUUUUACAUUUAAAAUGAACAUGGGUAUGAGUGUUUCUGUACGCACAAUGUUUCUGAAUUGUCUACGGGAAAAUGCUGCCAAUAUGCGUCGCGAACAUGUGGAUCUUGGUAAUCGCAUCGCCAUUGCCCUGGAGAAAUCGCGAGCCAGUCUGGUUAGCAUCGAAAUGAUGAAUCUAGAGCUUAGGAGAAUGAAGGAAUCUGUCCAUAAUGUCAUAACCAACAUGCGUGGAAACAUUGCUGAUUCCGAUUUGGAUGUCGAAUUAGAUUUCAAAACUGUCUCACAGAAAUAUUCAGAGGGCGAUUUGCAAAUUGAUGAGGUUGUUCCGCCAGCUCUUCAGCCAGUUGAUGAAUCCAAUAACGAGGUUAUUGUUGAGAGCGUAUCUUCUCAAAAAAGUGUUGAGGUGGCUGAGCCAAUAAAAGUUACACCAUUAGAUGCUUUGGAGAAUAAUCAAAAAUUAUCAGAGACUGUUUUCAAUACCAUCUCCCACAUUGAUUUAAAGUAAGCCGUUGGUCAAAGCCAAAAAUGUUUUAUAUUUUUUAGCAGUUCAAUUAAAUUUUUGGUGGAGUGUAUAACAA
Drosophila ficusphila is the source of this 646-nucleotide messenger RNA. RefSeq lists its product as uncharacterized. Lineage: Eukaryota; Metazoa; Arthropoda; Insecta; Diptera; Drosophilidae. The transcript is spliced from 2 exons. The record is from RefSeq and is a predicted model, not a curated record. Bases 85 to 573 code for a protein of 162 amino acids.